Molecule: messenger RNA, 735 nt
Organism: Armigeres subalbatus
Lineage: Eukaryota; Metazoa; Arthropoda; Insecta; Diptera; Culicidae
Exons: 2
Coding region: 1-735 (244 amino acids)
Source: RefSeq, a predicted model, not a curated record
AUGCAUACGCAGACAGUAUGCGAUGAUCCAGCGGCAUUGGGAUCGAUUAUUUCGAAACCACCAUUAUUGAUGUUUGCUGGUGCGGCGAAAUUGUUCACUCUAGAUGGUCCCGCCAAGGCGAAAUUAUUGGUGCCUGAUGGUCCGGCAACGGCGAGAUCAUCAAGUUUCGAUGGUUCAGAAACGCCCCUGUUCCACCCCAGCCCUGUUCCCAGCCCCACCCCACCUGUUCCACCCCUGCUCCUGUUCCACCCAGCCCACCCCAGCCCCCAGCUCCACCUGUUCCACCUGUUCCCACCACCUGUUCCCUGUUCCCAGCCCCCAGUUCCUGUCCCAGCCCACCUGUUCCCACCCACCUCACCCCUGUUCUGUUCCUGUUCCACCCCACCACCUGUUCCCAGCCCUGUUCCCACCCCACCCCUGUUCCCACCUGUUCCCUGUCCCAGCCCCACCCCACCCCAGUUCCUGUUCCCACCAGCCCUGUUCCCACCAGUUCACCUGUUCCCACCUGUUCCCACCCUGUUCCUGUUCCUGUCUGUUCCCAGCCCCCCACCCCACCCCAGUUCACCCCACCCAGCCUCCACCCCCACCUCAGCCCCAGCCCUGUUCCCAGCCCUGUUCCCACCUGUUCCAGCUCCCUGUUCAGCCUCACUCCAGCCUGUUCCAGCCCCACCAGCCCCCACCUCACUCCCACUCCAGCCCCAGCCUGUUAGCAGCCCCACUAGCUCACCUGUUUAG